Molecule: messenger RNA, 447 nt
Organism: Aureobasidium melanogenum CBS 110374
Lineage: Eukaryota; Fungi; Ascomycota; Dothideomycetes; Dothideales; Saccotheciaceae
Exons: 1
Cellular component (GO): mitochondrial large ribosomal subunit
Molecular function (GO): structural constituent of ribosome
Source: RefSeq, a predicted model, not a curated record
CGCACCUUCACAACCAGCGCAAGCCUCGCCUGGAAGUCACACAAGAACGCUCUCGCCGAGGUGCACGCCAACGUACCGCCAUACCCAUACGGUCCCGCACGAUGGUUCAAGCAAUCCGACAAGGGCCUCUACGGCGGCCAGCGCAUUCAAUUCGGCAACAACGUAUCACGCAAAACCGAGAUCAAGACACGAAGGAGCUGGUACCCCAACAUCAAGCGCAAGGCUCUCUUUUCCAAGGCUUUGAACCGUCGCAUUCGCGUUCGUGUCAGCACUAGAGUCAUGCGCACAAUUGACAAGGUCGGAGGACUGGACGAGUAUCUGUUGGGCGAGAAGUCGGCACGCAUCAAGACGCUAGGCAUGGAGGGUUGGAGAUUGCGCUGUAUGAUCAUGGCCACAAAGACGGUACAAGACCGCUUGAACUCGCAAAGACGCUCGCUGGGUUUGCCC